CAAUGACAUAACUUAGGCUACGAAGGUUUCAGGUUUGUGUGCAGGGAGCGAGCUCCUUUGGCGUUCUCGAAGUCCGUCAGCAAUAUUAAUGCCUGAUCCGUAGCAUUGUUGGGCUAAUACGUAACGAGUACCGCUAGGUAUCUAAUAAAGCUGGCUUGCCAGGCUAGUCAAUACGGUUCACUGCCCUUCCCUCUCCUUCACCCACCACAACGACGAUGAAUCCUACUUGUCCGUCCGCCCCCAUACCCCCACCACCAUCCGUCGUCCAAGCCAAAGCAGUCUUGCCAUACAACCUCGCCCCCUCGGACCCCGGCUACCUCUCCUUCGCAGUAGACGACAUCAUCACUAUCGUCGAGGAGACCGACGCCGUUUGGUGGCUCGGUGAGUGUAAUGGCUGCAGGGGCUGCUUCCCUGCGAAAUAUGUCGAGAAGAUCACCAUGGCCAGUGCUCAUUCAGGCGCCGACGUCCAUCCGCCUCCUGGAGUGAGGACCACAGAUUCUAGUGGGCUCCAGCAAGACCCUGAUCAGGAGGGGAAGAAGAGCAAGCUUGGGAAGUUUUGUAUUACAGUGUGUUCUCUUUCUUUUGUGCAUGACGUUUUCUGAUGUGCCGGAUAGAUGGCCCACUCUGCUGCUGGUGGUCACCAGUUCGGCGUGGGUGAUGCUAUUAGGACUGCUAAAGCCUUAGGUCAAGUUGCUAAGCUUGUUCAUUCGGUGAUUUCGGAUGACGACUCAGAGUCGGAGUCGGAUGCUG
Molecule: messenger RNA, 750 nt
Organism: Desarmillaria tabescens
Lineage: Eukaryota; Fungi; Basidiomycota; Agaricomycetes; Agaricales; Physalacriaceae
Exons: 1
Coding region: 216-602 (128 amino acids)
Molecular function (GO): protein binding
Source: RefSeq, a predicted model, not a curated record